Molecule: messenger RNA, 1837 nt
Organism: Zingiber officinale
Lineage: Eukaryota; Viridiplantae; Streptophyta; Magnoliopsida; Zingiberales; Zingiberaceae
Exons: 4
Coding region: 180-1523 (447 amino acids)
Source: RefSeq, a predicted model, not a curated record
GCCCCGAAGAGUCGACCUCUUCCCCAGUCCCAAAUCCCACGCCUCCUUCCUGCCGUCCUUUUUACUCAUCGCGAUAGAAGAGAAGCCCAAGAGCCGCCGCCGCCUCCGGUGAACGGGACAGGUUCCCGACUGUUCCGUGGUAUCACACCGACGAGAGGAGAAGCAGAUAGGAGGAAGUGAUGGCGUCUUCGGUGGUAGAGUCGGCGAUGGCUGACGGACCUGUGAUGAGCAUGAUGAAUAAGCGUCUCCGAGCCCUGCGCAAGAAACACAACCGCAUCUUGCAGAUGGAGGAGAGACUCGCCCAAGGGAAGCCGCUCAACAAAGAGCAGGAAGAGGUUCUCCGCUCCAAGACCGCAAUCCUCACUCUCAUCGACGAGUACGAAAAGCUUCAGGGUCCCCUCGCCGCCGCCGUCCAGGAGGAGCUCGACCGCGCCUCUUCCGCCACCGACCUUGCCGUAUCUCCCCCUCCUCCUGUCUCUACCCCUCAAGAAGACACCCCUGUCUCCGCUGAUGACAAGGAGGGGCCGGAUCGGACCGUGAUUGACAUUUUGACCUUGGUCUAUUUCGGGUGCCUGUUCGAUGUCAAACCCCAGAGCGAGUUUGCGGCGAUGAUGCUGACUAGGACUCACGAGCGUGGCUGCUGCUUGACCUACGACUACGUGACGGACGAUGCCACCGACCUACUUGGGGAGCAGGAUCUCGAUGCGAUAUCGGCGCUUGGCUCCUUUGUCACUUCGCGGCCGGUCUAUUCAGGUGUCUCUCAUAAGGACGCUCUCCAUGCCUGCCUUCAGCACGCAAAGCUCUGGCUCAUGAACGCUGAUCAACCUAUCCAGCCUGGGACAUCGCUCACCUAUUCUGGAUUGAGAGAAAAGUUGAACAAGAUUUUGGCUUCAGACUAUUUCACCACUACGCCAGAAAUGAAGGCCCCUGGUGAUGUGGCAGCUGCUGUGGGAAAGUAUGGUGCUUCUUGUCAGAUUCAUAUUAGUGAGGCAACGACAGUGCCCUCAUUAGUCGUCCAAUCUAAAGAUGUCCAAGUUCCUGUUGUGUCUGAGGAGGAUGAACAGCAAGACUUUCAACCAAAUGAUGUUUACCCUGAUCAUGAAGUUAGCCUUGCUGAUGAACAGCUACUCACUGAUGAACUGGGCGCUGUUAGCUCUCCAGCAGUUGCUGUCUUCAAUCAAGAGUUUGAAAAUCCAGAAAUAGUUUCAGAAAAUCUAAAUCCUAGGGAUGUGGAGCAGAAAGAACACCAAUAUCAUUCGCGUAGGCCUUACCACAAUACUCGAGGUGCAAUUCAUGGUGGCAUAGGCGGUCCUGGAGGCCGGAGGGGUUAUCGUGGUGGUGGUCGUGGUGGCCGAGGUGGGAACGGCAGUUACCAGAAUGGCCGGAGUCAGUACUAUGACUCUAACUACUACCCUAGAAACUAUUAUGCGAAGGGGAGAGGGGGUCAAUCUGGUGGUUCAGCUAAUUAUACUAAUCAUGGAAGUCAAGUCCCUUCAGACAUUGAGUUGGAUGCUAGUGCCUAGAUUUAAGAACCAGCUCUUGGCAAGAAUUAGCUAUUUUACCUGAGGUGCACUUUUGAAUCUAAAAACCUCCCAUCGGGGCUCAGGCUAUAACCGACUCACUUGAAAUUUGUGGGCUUUUAGUGUUAUAUAUUGGAUGCAUCUCUCUGGAUGUUGGGUAAUGAAUCUUGAACUACUGAUAACUUGUUUAGAAAACACUAACAGAUAAAUUUGUCUAGAGAACAGAUCUAAGUCGUGGUAAUUCGAUAUCCUUGUGUUACCAUUAUUGUUUUGUCUGUGCCCUUUUGGUAAUUGAUAGAGCAGAGAGCUGUUCUGUA